AUGGACCCCGAAACCGGUGCCGACUCUGCUCCCCCUUCGUCUCCUCCUACCGUCUUCCAGCGCUUCAAGGCCAACUGGGGUGACUACGUAGCCGAGGCUAUUGGAGCCGGUACAAUCGUUCUCUUUGGGUCGGGUGCAAGCCUUCAGCUUCAGCUUUACGGCGCCGGCGAUGUGCUGACCGCUCACCUUGGGUGGGCCAUCGGUGUCGGCCUCGGUGCCUACGUAGCCGGACCCAUCAGUGGCGGCCACAUCAACCCGGCAGUCACCAUCGCUCAAGCCGUCUUCCGUCGCUUCCCUCUGAGGAAGGUGCCCGGCUACCUCCUCGCUCAGACUCUCGGAUGCUUCAUCGCCGCUUGGAUCAUCUACACCAACUACAGCGAGGCCAUCGACCACUUCGAGCCCAACGGUGGCCGCGCAGUCUUCGGCACCAACGCCACAGCAGGCAAUUUCAUCAGCAUCCCCGCUCCGGGCAUCUCUCUCUGGUCAGCCUUCCACGACGAGUUCCUCGGCACGGCUCUCCUCGUAGGCGGUAUCUUUGCCUUUACCAACCCAGCUCUGCCUGGCCACGCACUGGCCUUUGCCAUCUUCUUCUUGCUCCUCGCCAUCGCCAACGGUGUCGGUGCUCAGACUGGCGCGGCCAUCAAUCCGGCUAGGGACUUUGGACCUAGGCUAGCGCUCGCUACUCUGGGCUACCCAAUCAAGGACCUAUUUGGGCAUAACUCGGGCUACUGGCUCCACGGCAUCUGGGCAGCCAAUAUUCUUGGCGGCCUCGUCGGUGCAGGGCUGGUAGACCUCCUCCUCUACACUGGAGCCGAUUCUAUCUUCAAUCGCCCGCCUGAGCUCCCCUAG
Jaminaea rosea is the source of this 849-nucleotide messenger RNA. RefSeq names its product aquaporin-like protein. The record is from RefSeq and is a predicted model, not a curated record. Gene Ontology annotation, cellular component: plasma membrane. Gene Ontology annotation, biological process: water transport; glycerol transmembrane transport. Gene Ontology annotation, molecular function: water channel activity; glycerol channel activity. The transcript is spliced from 4 exons. NCBI's taxonomy places the organism in Eukaryota, Fungi, Basidiomycota, Exobasidiomycetes, Microstromatales. The coding region runs from base 1 to 849 and encodes 282 amino acids.